GGAGCUGAAAUUCUGCGGAGCCGGAGUGGGAUCGCUCUGUAAGGCACACAGUGGUUUGCAGAGCAAUAGCAGCGGACGGAGCUCCCUGCCGCGGAUAAGGAACAGCUGCAGUCGCUGUAAAUGUGCCUGAAAAGCAAUUUCCAAUCUUUGCAUUAGGCGUUUCGCCGUGGAACCGCGGGGGCGGAGGACUGGAAGUGAGCGCUGCCCAGGAGAGUCUGACCUGCCCGGACCACGGCUCCCGGGACGCGGUGUCCACUGCCCAGCGUGCGGGAUCGGCAGAGCGCUUCGGCCUGCGCGGGACGACGUCCACCCGCCUCGCUCUGAGAAGCACCCGGACUUGCUCCUCUCGCCCCGCGAAAGCGGGUGGAAGCCCCUCCCCCACCGGCGCCCGCGACGUGGAUCCUCUCGGCAGAAGCCGCCCUUGCCCGCCGGCCUCGCGGGUAGCCGAGGGAGCCGAGCGGCGCCCCGCGCGCACACCUCCUCCCCGCGCCCAGCUCGCGUUCCCGAGGCUCGGAGAGCCCGGGCGAAGGGACUUCCUAAGCUGGUUCUCGGAAGGGGCUGCAGGCGCGGAGCCCCAGGUGGAUGCAGCUGAGCCGCCGGGCGCACCCGAGCCGGGAGAGGUCGCGGCAGAGCCGCACGCGGCAGCCGGAAGGGGGCCGCGGGGCGCUCGGCGGGGCGGCAGGGGCGGGCCUGCGCGCCGCGGCUCUGGCGAUGCCCCCGCGUCCUCUCCGCCGCGGUUGAUGCGGCGCCGCCCUCCGCCCGCACCGGGACCCGGGCCGGGCCGCACGGCGAGGGCCCCCGCCGCCGCUCCGGCCUGGGAUUUCAGAUGCAUGCCAGGUUUCCACUGAUUGCCAGAAUUCAAGAUCACCACACAUGGAUCCCCCAAAUCAGCAUGGCAGUGGCAGUUCGGUAGUUGUGACCCAGCAGCCUUCUUUGGAUGGCCGUCAGAGGACAGACAAUGAGAGAGAGAUUCAGCCUGCUGCUAUUUUGUCCCUAGACCAGAUCAAGGCCAUCCGAGGCAGCAAUGAGUACACCGAAGGGCCCUCCGUGGUGAAGAGACCUGUUCCUCGGGCCGCACCCAGACCAGAAAAGCAGGAGAGGACGCACGAGAUCAUACCAGUCAAUGUGAAUAACAGCUACGACCAGAGGCCCGGCGGCCACCCGGGGCUCGCGGGCCUGCUGAGCAACGCCCGGGGCCCGGUUCUGAGCAGGUCCACCAGCACUGGAAGCGCAGCCAGCUCUGGCAGCAGCAGCAGCAGCAGCGCCUCCUCCGAGCAGGGGCUGCUGGGAAGGUCCCCCCCAGCCCGACCCGGGCCCGCACAGAGGUCGGAAAGGGCGGUGCGCACCCAGCCCAAACAACUGGCUGUGGAUGACAUGAAGGGUUCCUCGAAAGAGGACCCGGCCCAGCACAAGUUCAUCUGCGAGCGAUGCCGGAAGUGCAAGUGCGGCGAGUGCACGGCGCCGCGGGUCCUGCCGUCCUGCCUGGCCUGUAACCGGCAGUGCCUGUGCUCGGCCGAGAGCAUGGUGGAGUACGGGACCUGCAUGUGCCUGGUCAAGGGCAUCUUCUACCACUGCUCCAACGACGACGAGGGCGACUCCUACUCCGACCACCCGUGCUCCUGCUCGCAGUCCCACUGCCGCUCGCGAUACCUGUGCAUGGGAGCCAUGUCGCUCUUCCUGCCCUGCCUGCUCUGUUACCCCCCGGCCAAGGGGUGCCUGAAGCUCUGCAGGGGCUGUUACGACUGGGUGCACCGCCCGGGCUGCAGGUGCAAGCACUCCAACACUGUCUACUGCAAGCUGGAUGGCUGCCCCUCCGGCGCCCAGGGCAAGCCCUCAUGAUCUUUGGCUCGGUGGCACCUGCUGGGUUUCCGGCUCUCAAGCUGUGGCUGUGGAGACAGGUCCUGGUAGAUGCCAAGCUUCUUUUCUUUGGGAUUUCCCUGCUUCCUGCCUUCUGCUCCCCUGUCCCAAGGUCUGACUCAUGGAGUUUACACUUCUCUUGUGGAUGAUCUUUGCUGAGAGGGGUCGGAGACUGCACCUGACUUCCACCAGCGGCUGGAGUGCCCAGGGCCGAGGGCUUCUGGGUGACCUUUUUGUUUUGCAAGUGGCUCUCCAAAGCUGUGUUCCCACACAUGCACCCCAGACUGCAGUGACCCACGGCUGUCUGACUGACUUUGGUGGGAGCAGGGAAAUCGGCUUUGAAAGGGGCAGCUGUUGGUUGCGGAAGAAGCUGUGUCUCAAGUCUCUCUGCAGUUAGGGGCGUCUUCCUAGCAUGCAGUGAGUCGAGGGGGGAGCUAUGGUUGCCGUGACGUGGAAGUUUCCUUUAACUGCUGCCAGCUGCUCUGCCCCUCCCUCAGUCUGCUGGGGUUCUGUUGGGGGUGUUUCCUCCUCUGUGUGAUUUUAGGUUGGCUUCACAGUGAAUCCUUACGAUGGAGGUACCUCACGUACCUCCCUGUUCUUGCCCAGCUUUCCUGGCUGUGAGGGUCUCAGCCGCCCUCCUCCACACCCCAUGCUCUUCACCAAAUCUUUGUGCUGGGGGCUCUUGGUGACAGGCAGUGGCUGGCCGUCUGUGGGUGUCACAGAGCUGAGCUUCCUGGAGUGGUCUUGGCUCCUUUACGGUUGCUCCUUUGGGCCCCUUGGGUAGUUAGCAGCUGGGUGAUUCUGAUCUAUUCUGUGUUUUCAUUGCCUUAACCACAAAUUGUGGUGCUUUUUGUAUAUUUUAUGUAUAAAUCACAAAGUUGAAUUCUGACUAUUUUUAAGACAAAAGUCUGUUAAACUUUUUUAUUGUAAAGAAUAUUUAUUAUGCGAAUCUAUUAUUUUAUGAUAUUUAUUACAAAAGACUGUUGAAAUGUACUCCUGUCUGAAUAUAACAAACUAUCAAUACUUAACGGAAAAUAAAGUGACACGAAGAAAGUACGUAUGUUAACUAUAAUGCAGAAAAUAUAUUAAUUAAUGAAACUGUC
This is a messenger RNA of Sciurus carolinensis (gray squirrel), 2960 nucleotides long. It is a transcript of the gene Spry1, whose product is annotated as sprouty RTK signaling antagonist 1. The record is from RefSeq and is a predicted model, not a curated record. Gene Ontology annotation, cellular component: membrane; cytosol. Lineage: Eukaryota; Metazoa; Chordata; Mammalia; Rodentia; Sciuridae. Gene Ontology annotation, biological process: multicellular organism development; animal organ development; negative regulation of MAP kinase activity. The transcript is spliced from 3 exons. The coding region runs from base 874 to 1839 and encodes 321 amino acids.